Molecule: messenger RNA, 2462 nt
Organism: Tigriopus californicus
Lineage: Eukaryota; Metazoa; Arthropoda; Copepoda; Harpacticoida; Harpacticidae
Product: potassium voltage-gated channel protein Shab-like
Exons: 16
Coding region: 93-2330 (745 amino acids)
Biological process (GO): potassium ion transmembrane transport; protein homooligomerization
Cellular component (GO): voltage-gated potassium channel complex; membrane
Molecular function (GO): delayed rectifier potassium channel activity; protein binding
Source: RefSeq, a predicted model, not a curated record
GACUUUGGUGCCCCAAUGAACAACGUGGUGUUGGUGUUGGUGGUGGUUGAUGGUUGAUGGUCUCCGAGAUAUGAGACCAGUUCAGGUUCUUCAUGGUUCUAAAGCUCAAUCUCUCACCUGUUCUGCCUCAUUUUUGGGAACCUGGUGAUCCCACACUCUUGGACUCGUCGGUUGAUCCACGUCAAGGGACGUCGUCUUGGAAUCAUCCUCGCUCCCAUCCAGACGCAUUGCUGGGUCGACUUCAAGUGGACACCACGAGGUCGGCAACGACCAUUGCGUACUCCACGCCUCAGGACCGUCACUUGACCCCCCGGGUGAGCGGUGAGAAUAGAGUGGUCGUUAUGAGUGAGCUAUGCCACGCUGGCGAGGUCAAGACCAUCGGACUCAAGGUGGACUCCAUGCAUCAGGCUUUGUCGCAGAUCUCACAAGAACUAACCAAUAUCAGGAACUUGCUCUUAUCGUCCCCAUGUUCCACCAACAAACAACAACAACCACAGCAUCUCAUCUCCAGCAAUUCAAAGACCUAUCCAAUGGAUCUCAAAAAGGUGGAUCCUCCCCAACCGUCCAAUGGAAAUGUAAUGGUGAGGGCAGCCUCAGUCACCCUGGGCAAUUCCAAUGAGGAGGACGCGGUCCAGACAAAACAGGCUGAUGAUCCCCGUCGCCAAUCGGUAAAAUUCCUGAGUUCCACGCACAAUUUCGAUGAUUUAGACGACGAACCCGGUUGGCACAAUACUCCGCCCAAUAAACCCGACCAAUCCUCGAGGCGGAACUCGAUCCCGUCCAGAUUUGCCAAGAGCAUUUACCCCGAGACGGAAAAGGAUUCCAGCGACGCGAACCCAACCAAAAACCAAGUCUUUAUCACUAUCAAUGUGGGUGGAAAGCGGCAUGACGUCCGUUGGGACACUUUGGACAAGUUCCCCACCAGCCGAUUAGGCCGACUGCGCGCAUGCCCCAAUCUUAGGGGAAUUCGCGAGCUCUGUGAUGAUUUCUCGUACCCUCGCCGGGAAUAUUACUUCGACCGAUCUCCGAGGAACUUCGAUGCAGUUUUGGGCUUAUACCGAACAGGGAAACUCCAUUUAUCUCAAGGGGUAUGCGUCCAAGACUUCUGUGAAGAAUUGGAAUAUUGGGGACUCUGCGAUCUCCAUCUGGAACCAUGUUGCCAACACACCUAUUACAGAGCUCGAUGGUUAUUGCCAGUUUCCAUGAGGAUGGAAGAGGACAUGGAUGAUCAGUUUGGUGAGGGAAUGUACGCCAAUUUCCAGAAGCGACUCUGGAACCUCUUUGAAAAUCCGAAUUCCUCACCAGCAGCAAAAGUUGUAGCAGUGAUAUCCUGCUUGUUCGUGGUGGCUUCAACAUUCUCUCUCAUCAUCUCUACUUUGCCAAUGUUUCAGGUGAAAAAAGAUUCCCCCGGUGACGAGGAGCAUUUCAUAUUCGCAGUGGCUGAGGCCAUUUUUGUGGGGUGGUUCUCCUUUGAGUAUGUGGUCCGGUUCAUUGCAGCCCCUCACAAGCUACGAUUUGCCAAAGUUGGGAUGAACGUCAUCGAUCUAUUGGGAGUUCUACCCUAUUUUCUUUCUCUUGGGUUGUCAGUCAUCAAUAAAAACACUGGUGAUAGUUCGGAGAUCGAUGCCAACAGCUACCAAGAUGAAAUGAUGCGCAUUGCUCAGAUCUUUCGAAUCAUGAGGAUCCUUCGGAUCUUCAAAUUGGCCAGACACAUCACGGGACUCCAAACCCUAGGGUUCACCCUCAAGAACAGUUAUAAAGAGUUGGGAUUGCUCAUGUUGGUGGUCAUCAUGGGUAUGCUCAUUUUCUCGGGAUUAGCAUACGUGUCAGAAAAGAAUGAAGAGGGAACAGCAUUCAUAUCAAUGCCACAAGCACUCUAUUGGGCAAUCAUUACAAUGACGUCAGUUGGGUACGGUGACAUUUAUCCAACAACUUGGUUUGGAAAGCUGGUUGGAUCAGCCUGUGCCAUUUGUGGAGUGUUGUGUAUAUCGUUGCCAAUCCCCAUCAUUGUCAACAAUUUCAACAAAUUUUAUGAGAAGGCCAAAAUCGAGGAGGAGAUCGAUAUCAAAAGGAAGAAGGCGUCUUGGGAGGAAGCCAAGAGAGAUUUGUUGGAUGCUAGAAGGAAAUCCUGCAUAGCAGCUGCCGGGGAUUGGAAAAAACUGAUCAAGGGGUCUGGUACGGGUGUAACAGCCGGGGCGAAACCAUCCGAAGGCUUUCUGGCUCUCGAAUCGAGCACACCAAGGCCAGCAAGCAAGGUCGAAGAAAGGAGCGCGUCACUCAAAUUUAUCAAGAAAGAUCCAAUAUCGCUUAACGAAGUCCAACCAAUAUGAAUGGAAGACAACAUACAUUCGACCUUUGUAUCUCUCUAUCUCUCUAUCUGUCUAUCCAUCUCUGUCUAUCUAGCUCCACUUUUUCCCCUAGCUAUCUAGCUCUGACAAGCAAUAAACCUAUUUUCCCUUGUC